GCGAGGUCUGCGCAGAGUCAGUCACCUGGACGUCGAACAUCCAUGUCGGUCACUACAUCCUCUGCAGCGAAUGAGAACCAGUCGGAUGGCAAACCUCCUGGCCCAGUCUUGAUCAUAAAGAGCCUGCCUGCGGAAAAACCGAUCAUUGCAAUUGACUUGGACGACGUCUUGAGCCAAACUAAUCGUGUCGUUGCGGAAUGGCAUAAUGAUACUUAUGCUUCCAAGAUGACCUUGGAUCAGUUUUACUAUUACUACUACUGGCGAAACCCGUAUUGGGGCUCCCCAGACGAGACAUUCAGGAAAGUAGAGGAAUUCUACCAGACUCCCCGACUCUACGAGGCGCCGCCCAUCGAAGGCGCACACGAGGGCUUGCAGGCACUGAAGGACAUGGGAUUCAACUUGGUCGUGGUCACCGCCAGACAGGUGCGCGAGCUGGAGCGGACGGAAAACUGGAUAGCGACACACUACCACGGCAUCUUUGAUACCAUCAUCUGCACCGGGAUGUCACAGGAAACCCUCAAGGAUCAACAGGCCAUGAUGGCAAAGCUCUCAAAGGCGGAUGUGUGCAAGAAGCUCGGCGCCAAACUGAUGAUCGACGACUCGCUCGAAAAUGCGCUCAAGUGCAUCGAUCACCAGCCGCCGGUCCCGACGCUGCUAUUCGGUGACUAUCAAUGGAACAAAAGACAGGCGCAAUACGUGGACAUCCGGUUCGAAGUGAGCUUCGAUGAGAGGCAUCGCCUCGAGGGCGGAAGGGAAUGGUGGAAGGAUGACGAGGUAGAGAUCCCGGAGAGUGCGCCAUUGAAGAGAGUCAACCAUUGGAAAGAGGUGGUCAGCUGGGUGGAGCAAAACCUCAAAUCAGAGUGAUGGCCAUUGCAUCCACGUUAUCGGGGGAGCUCUUUGGAUGAACUUAUACUAUACGGACUGCCUGACGCGAAAGGCCCUCUGAUCGUUUACCUGGAUCACGUAUCCUCGUAAUGUAGAGCUGAUCACGCAACAUCACAUGGAACUAGAAUAUCGGUUACAGAUCGUGAUAGGGAAUACAACACUAUUUAUAAUACAAUCGAUUUGGUGAUUUCCUGGG
This is a messenger RNA of Laetiporus sulphureus 93-53, 1081 nucleotides long. RefSeq lists its product as uncharacterized. NCBI's taxonomy places the organism in Eukaryota, Fungi, Basidiomycota, Agaricomycetes, Polyporales, Laetiporaceae. Gene Ontology annotation, biological process: deoxyribonucleotide catabolic process. The coding region runs from base 43 to 864 and encodes 273 amino acids. The transcript is spliced from 6 exons. Gene Ontology annotation, molecular function: 5'-nucleotidase activity. The record is from RefSeq and is a predicted model, not a curated record.